This is a messenger RNA of Capsicum annuum, 1526 nucleotides long. RefSeq lists its product as uncharacterized. Gene Ontology annotation, molecular function: protein dimerization activity. NCBI's taxonomy places the organism in Eukaryota, Viridiplantae, Streptophyta, Magnoliopsida, Solanales, Solanaceae. The record is from RefSeq and is a predicted model, not a curated record. Bases 299 to 808 code for a protein of 169 amino acids. The transcript is spliced from 3 exons.
GUUAAAUCGAAAACCAAACCGUUAAAGGACUAAAAACCGAUAAACCGAAAACCGAUAAAAAAUAUCUUAUUGGUUUGGUUAUUGGUUUAGCAUAUUUAAAAAUCGAAAAUCGAUAAACCGAACCGGUAAUAUGUAAUACCGAACCGAACUGACCGAUGCACACCUCUAAGCUCUUGGGAAAGAAGUUGCUAGACACAUCAUUAGUCCAUCUUUUUGGAAUGACACUGUAAAAGCACUUAAAGUUGGUGGUCCUCUAGUUACUGUACUUCGUUUGGUGGAUGGAGAGAUAAAACCACCAAUGGGCUACAUUUAUGAAGCCAUGGAUAGAGCAAAAGAAAGUAUUGAAAAGGCAUUUGAUUAUGUUAAAAGGAAAUAUGAGAAGGUUUUUGAAAUUAUUGAUACAAGAUGGACGAAUCAACUUGAUCAACCUUUGCAUGCAGCGGCACAUAUUUUGAACCUCGGGCUCUAUUAUAAAAAUAGUGAGAUGAAGGAUUUGGAUGAAGAAGUGUGGCUGGGAUAUCAUGCAUGUCUUGAAAGGAUGGUCCCAAAUAAAGCUUUGAUAGACAAAAUAAGGGAGGAGCUUGGUAGAUACAUGAAAGCUGAUGGGCUACUUGGAUUGGAAUCAGCCAUUAGAGCUAGAACCUUAAGGCCACUAGUUGAAUGGUGGAUGCAAUAUGGCCAUAACGUCCCAAACUUGCAACAGUUUGCUAUUAGAGUUCAAAGUUUAACUUGUAGCUCAUCCGGUUGCGAGAGAAUUGGAGCGUGUAUGAACAUAUUCACACUAAAAAGAGGAAUAGGCUUGAGUUGAAAUGCCUCAAUGAUCUAGUGUUCAUCAAAUACAACAGAACACAACACUGGUGCGUCGUUACAAUGCUUGUGAUACCAUUGAUCUAAUUAUGUUGGAUAAUGUUGAUGAUGCAAAUGAAUGGUUAACGGGAGUCCCUUCAAAUCAUGAAGAUGAAAAAGUAUAUGAAGGAGAAGAUCUCACUUAUGGCCAUGUUGCUUCAGCAAGUGGUGUUGAGGAAAGUGUUUAUGGUUUUAGGAGGAGUACUUUAAGGGGCAAGGAAAAAGUGGGUUCAAGUAGAACCCUUGUUGAUGAGGCUUCUGAUGAUGAAGAAGAUAUUGUUCAAGAUAAUAGUGUGAUGACACUUCAGGAGUUUGGAGAUCUUGUUGAGGAAUAGGAUGUAGAAUAUAAGUGCUAAACUUUGCUCUGAUUGUUGGUUUCUCUAUUUGUGUUGGUUGAUUACGACGCAAGCGGCAAGACUGAUUUUUAGUAUUUUAGUAGUUUGCUUGAAUGCUUGUUAUGACUAUCUAUUCUUUUUAUAAUUUGAGUAUUGAAUGAUUGUGUUAUUUAUUAAGCUCUUGGUUAUUUAUUUAUGCAUGUUUAAUAUUUUUAAAUUUUGUACUAAAUAGCGCUUUAAUGGAAAAAAGCGUGCGCUUCGCUUCACGCUUUUCGCUUCUGUGAAGCGAGCCCUCGUCGCUUUUUUUCGCCUCUCGCUUUUCAAAACAUUGGUUACAACAAAAGA